CAUACUUAGCUACACAAUAUGCGUCGGUUCGGUCCUUCUUCAUCGGUGAGAAUCCAACAGCAUUCAAGAUUCCCAAUUCCAAAACCCCAAUACUUGGUUUGUUCAAAUACUUAGAUGAUGGUCUUAGAUCACUCAACAUGGUACCCAUCAUCCAAAGAGAUUCUAAAAUUCAAUCUAGUACUAAAUUUAACCUCUUCUUCACCUUCAAUAAUUAAUGCAGAAGAGGUUAAAUUAAAUCAAAAUGCUAUAAGCUAAUUAGAUUAGAUAAGUCUUUUACCAAAUACGUUCAUGUUUAUAGCCCAAUAAAUUAUAAGCUAGCUUAUUUGACUUACCAAACACACACAUAAUCUUCGUCCUUUGCAUUGCUCACACUAAAAAAAUACUACCCGAAGAUAUCUUCUGAUACUAUGGAAAGAUAUCUCCGGUAAUAUUUGUACUACAAUUUUGUGUAUGCCAAAUAAUUUUUUUAUUUGGGGUUGUGGAUGUAUUUUCAUCUCCCAAAGAUUAAGUUAUAAUCAAUUCUAGUUCUAGAACCAAAGUUGAAAAUCAAUUUUACAUACGUGGAAUCAAUCUUGUCUCUCCGGAAGUGAUAAAUCACAAGCAGCUAUUCUUAUCAAGCCAUUUCCUCAGAAUUGUCACACUACUUCAAGGAUGCAGUGUUACUUAUUCAUUGAUUCAAUCCAGGUUCAGACACAAAAGCAUGUAUAUUUUUUUGAAGUAUUUGGAUUUUGGAGAGGUUCAACUAUUUAAGUUCGCUGAAUAACCUAAAUCCCUGUGUUUUCACUUGGUGAGAGCUCACGACGAGACAAGAGGCUGUGGUUGCACGUGUGAUUAGUGGACAAGUGAUGUAUCUAGUAUAGACCAGAUAUAUUCGUUAUUCAAUAAACCUUAGAAGUGAUUUUUUUUUUUUCAUAUAAUAAGGAACAGAGGGAGGGAGUAGUAUAACUUUUUUCAAAAUAAUAAAAAUGCUACCGACUUUUUAAGUAAUUUUGCUCCUUACAUUGCACGGGUUUAUAUACUAGUUCAGUUAUAUGUAGUUAUCUGUUUUCUGGUAACAACCUACUAGUUAUUGAUUCUGGACUUUACACUGUUGUAUACCACUACAGUACAUGGAAAAUUCUAGGUUCUUAAUCUUAACACAUUUAGCAUAGGGAAUUGAUGAAUUUGAAAUGUAUGUUUACGGCCACUCAAUAUCAUGUCAUGGCAUUCUUUGAUGACCUUGUUACCCCAAUCUCACCAAAUCCUGGUAUUAAAUCAGGACCAUAUAUCAUUAAGAAGAAGACAAAUUAGUUAAUCAUCCAACCAAAUUAUGACCUCACACUUAUUUUUCCUACCCUUUUUGGUGCAUGUUAUACACUUGUACUACUAGUCCAUAUUAUUGUUAAUUUUUUACAUGGUUAGAAAAAAAACCAUCCAUUUAAACCAGUAAUGCAGAAUGCCAAGCAAGCAUGAGUUAUCAUCCACAUGUCAAGUGAUGAUAGGUUAGUUCUUAGUAGCCUCAAAUGAGACAUCACUUCAAAAUCAUAAAUAGUUAAAUACAGAGAAUGCAUUGCAUAAGUUGUGUGGUAAAGAGACUCAUUCAUUGUAGUGAGGGAUAAGAUUGCAGUUCUUGUUAGACAGUGAACAAUGGCUUCUGCAUCAGCAUCUCUUUUCAAAUCAUCACUUGUUCUUGACAAGUCUGAAUGGGUGAAGGGACAAACCCUCCGUCAACCUAUGUCCGUUGUGAGAUGCAGCCCCGCCGCUCCAUCAAGUCUCACCAUCAGAGCUGGUGCUUAUACUGACGAGCUCGUCAAGACCGCGAAAACAAUUGCUUCACCAGGGCGUGGUAUUUUGGCCAUGGAUGAGUCCAAUGCUACAUGUGGGAAGCGUUUGGCUUCAAUUGGGCUAGAGAACACCGAAGUUAACCGUCAAGCAUGGCGUACCCUUUUGGUGACAGUUCCAUCACUUGGAGAGUACAUCUCUGGUGCCAUUCUAUUUGAGGAAACUCUCUACCAAUCCACAGUUGAUGGAAGGAAGAUUGUCGAUGUGCUUGUUGAGCAAAACAUUGUUCCUGGUAUUAAAGUCGACAAGGGUCUGGUGCCUCUUGCUGGUUCCAAUGAUGAGUCAUGGUGCCAAGGUCUAGACGGCCUUGCCUCUCGUUCAGCUGCAUACUACCAACAAGGUGCUCGUUUCGCAAAAUGGCGUACUGUUGUGAGCAUCCCCAAUGGUCCCUCUGCUUUGGCUGUCAAGGAAGCAGCCUGGGGUUUGGCUCGCUAUGCUGCAAUUAGUCAGGACAACGGGUUGGUCCCAAUUGUGGAACCGGAGAUCUUGCUUGAUGGAGAACAUAACAUUGACAGGACCUUUGAAGUAGCCCAAAAGGUUUGGGCUGAGGUUUUCUACUACCUUGCUGAGAACAAUGUCCAAUUUGAGGGUAUUCUCCUCAAGCCUAGCAUGGUUACUCCCGGAGCCGAGUCCAAGGACAGGGCCUCUCCUGCAACAGUUGCCGACUAUACCCUCAAACUCCUUCAAAGGAGAAUUCCCCCAGCUGUCCCUGGAAUCAUGUUUUUGUCUGGUGGACAAUCUGAGGUUGAAGCAACCCUCAACUUGAAUGAAAUGAACAAAUCACCAAACCCAUGGCACGUGUCGUUUUCAUACGCAAGAGCUCUCCAAAAUACUGCAUUGAAGACAUGGGGAGGCCGCAUAGAGAAUGUGAAGGCAGCACAAGAAGCACUCCUUCACCGCGCCAAGUCCAACUCACUUGCUCAACUUGGGAAGUACGCCGGUGAUGGUGAAUCUGAGGAAGCCAAGAAGGAACUAUUUGUCAAAGGCUACGUUUACUAAAAUGUUGGUAGUGAAUAUUAUGAUAAAUGUUAUGUUAGUCAGCAGCACCAAAAUUUAAUGAUGGUGAAUGAAUGGAAAUGGAAGACUAGUUUGUCAAAAAUGUGUAAUGUUUUAUAGUCUUGGAGACUAUUUUUGUUUGUCUUUACAUGCAACUUUACAACUUAAUAAUAUCUCUUGGUAUGAGUAGUUGUCCUGUA
Molecule: messenger RNA, 3017 nt
Organism: Trifolium pratense (red clover)
Lineage: Eukaryota; Viridiplantae; Streptophyta; Magnoliopsida; Fabales; Fabaceae
Product: fructose-bisphosphate aldolase 1, chloroplastic-like
Exons: 7
Coding region: 1627-2820 (397 amino acids)
Biological process (GO): glycolytic process; fructose 1,6-bisphosphate metabolic process
Cellular component (GO): cytosol
Molecular function (GO): fructose-bisphosphate aldolase activity
Source: RefSeq, a predicted model, not a curated record